CUCUUCCGUCAGGUUGGCUCCAUCUGUUGACAGCAGCCGCGGUAGUGGCGGCGGCGUUCUGCAUCUGGGGGUCAGAAGGCAAGAUCCAUGCAUCACCAUGGAACUGAAGGUCAAUAUGUCCCGCUCCCUCCAGAAUUAAGGCACGCUCCUCUGCACUGAAACAUUCCUAACAAACAUACCAGUCUGAUGAUACAUUUGGCCAAGCAAAUUAUGGACAUGCCAACGGUCUCCAAUGUGUGAGGCAACCAGUAAGGUAUAUUAUUCUUGUGGUGCACAGUUCAACUUGAUGGAAAGAGGCCUUAUUUUAUCACCGGGUUUCCCAAACAAUUAUUCAUCUGGCAUGCAUUGUGUCUGGCAGUUCUUUAUCCCUGCUGGAACAUACCUAAUGUUGGAAAUUUUUGACUUCGAUGUAUUUGAAAGCAUAAGUGAGAAUCCACACUCCUGGAGUGGUUUUCUUUCCCUUCCGAAAAAUACCUACAAGGAGUUUUCCCCCACUGAGGAAAAUGCAGACUUCCCCAGCACCUUUCCUACUAAGACUGCCAUUUUUGAAGAGUCUCACUCAAAGGAUUUUUACAGUCUCCACAAUGAUAAAUUUCAAGAGGCCACUUCUCAGAAACAGGAGUCCAACCAAUUCCUGCAUAUACAAGAACCCAAAGAGUUAGCCAUUACUCAGCCUAGUGAGCUACCACUCAUGGGAGCAACUGGUGUCACUUUGCCGGAACAGAUUACUGGAGGAGUGCAGGAGGAUGAAGACCCAAAUGACAAAAUACUGUUUGCUCACCUUGCUGCUAGGGGGAGAAAUGAAGAUUCUGACGUCCGUAGCCAUCCAAUAGGAAAUGAUACUUCUGGAGAGGCUGUGGCCAUUUCAGCAAUGGUGUUGCCAAUGGACACUUCCUCCGUUCCACAGUCUUCAGCUGACAUUUGCCCCCAUGAUGUCCUAUAUGUCUCCGAUCUCAUUGCCUUUUCUUCUCGCUUCUGUGGAACAAAUUCACCACUGAACAAGAACAUGACUUUUGGGUCUUCUCUGAAGAUGGUAGAAGUCAUUGUGGAGCUGAUCACGACGACGGAUCGUGGGCGAGGCUUUGCAAUGCUGUUUGAGUACAAGAAUGACACAGAAUUGAUUGCCAUGAGUGACUCAAAGGAGGGGACAGAAAAUAUUAUCAUGCUGGUCAUCAUAGCAGGGAUCAUCUUCUUUGCACUUGUUCUUUUGUCCUCACUCUGUAUAGCUUGCAGGAAGAAAUUGUGUCCCAAAAGGAGCUCUUUGGAUGUACUCAGUGAUCAAGAGAAUGGGAUCCAGAAUGCUGCCAUUGAUAUCAAUGAGCUCCAGCUGGUGACGCCAAGUCAAGAGAAUGAAAACAACAACCACUCUGUUGACGGAAACGGAGCAGUCACUUCCUGCGAUGGCAGCAUGGAGUGCUCUUCUCCGCAAACAGAUCUGGAUGUACCUUCUUCAAUGUCGGCAGUGACUACAGAGUCUGGAAGCGAUGAGGUGUUUAUCAUUUCAGCCAGCCCUGGAGCUGGGGGCUUAAGUUUUACCUCCUACAGAACACAGGACAAAAAACUAAAGAGAAGCAUCACAAGUCCAGGCUCAGUUUCUGACUGGCUGACAGCAGAUCAAACAGAAUCGGGCACCAGUGCUAUGAAUAAAGGGCUGGCGCAGGCAGAGAGCCAUUGCCCAACUCAAUGGACAUGGAGAGCACGUACUUUUCAUGACUUACUGGCUCCAUUACCUCAGCUACAGAAGAAAUGGUGCAGCUGGACUACUAACAGCCCUUUCACCAAACUAGUGAAUAGCGGUGACUUUGCUACAUCAACGAGAGACCAGACUGCAGCAACUCGAAAAGUAACCUCGGCUGCAGAAAUAGAGGGUAUCUCCGAACCAACUUACUCAGAUUCAUCGGCCAGCACUGCAUCUUACCCGCUCACGUAUUCAGCACAGAAACAGCGCAAGCUGAGCAGCAGCUGCAACUUGAAAAGAUCCCGUUUUAGAAACCCUUACUUUGGAUUUUUAGUAAGUUCCCCUGACUGUAGCCAACCAAGGCUCUCUGAUUGCUCAAAGCAUGUAGGCACUAGGUCUCCAGUCAACAGCCCAAGCCAGAGGACAAAAGACUCUCUUGAAGAUUCCAUCCAGCUCAAAAGCAAUAUGGUCAAUGGCGCAAAAUCCAAGGAGCUCUUGUUAGAAAUGGACAAGACCAAACCUGUUUUUGUUAUCUCUGAAGAAGGGGAUGAUCAGCAGCCUUUGGUUUUAGCAGAGCACGUGAAUAAAUGUGCAGAUGCUUUAUCUGAGCCGAAUGUUAUCCAUCACCUAGGGAUGACCAUUGUGGAUGAGCAACCAGUGGUCCUAACUCAUCAAGGAGAAGACUCAGUUGAGCCUCCCAGUAUCAGAGCAGACCUUGGUCUUUGGGGAGAGUAUCCCAAUUCAUACAAUGAUUCCUUGAAGGGCUGCAGUGCUUACAAGGAUCAAAACUAUGUGCCUGUUUCAGACACUAGCACCACCAAUGCUCAUCAGAAUUUUGAUUCCUUACUCUCCCUUCAGUUGUGUCAAACCUCAGUUCAGUAACUUCUCCAAAUAUGGGUAUCCAAAAUGACACUGAAUGUUUUAAGACUGUGCAGCUGGAAGCAAUAGACAAAUGUUCCUUUUGAGAUGAAAUGGAAGCUGUACUGCACCUAUGAGUGGAGUAUGUGCUGAGACAGCCUUGACUCUCUCUACAGGCACAGAUCAUGUAUGAAGUCACACUCUCUUGCAUUACCACCUCUUACUGAGUUGCAUGUAAUGACAAAAAGCUGUAGCACAUGGUGUUUUGUGUUGGCUUAUGGAGAGCUUGAUGAAGACCACCCAACUGGUUCUUCUGACAAAGAAGCUGGGCUUUCUUAAAAGUGUUUUGAACAGAGAGGCACUGUCUGUUCUUAUACCAUACCAGGAAGCAAAUGAACAGGCUUACACUGAAAAGUGGUGUGCUAUUUUGAACGUAAUACUUUUCUAACAUAUCAACCAAAUUCUAGUCAUAGUUGGGGACAAUUGCAGAAUUCCUCACUGAAGUUUGAUUGUGGCUGCAUAGGGAGGUGCUGGUGGGUACUAUUUAAAACUGUGCUUAACAGGAGACAAAUUGCAAAGGGGUAAAUCGUUAGCUACAUGAGCACAAAACAAAAUGCACAGGACCUUUGCUUGAUUUUUACUGCAUUUGUGUAAAAUGACAUUAGAUUUGAGACUGUUAGAUUGACAACGUUUCCUUAGAGGUGAUGAUUCUGGCUAUUCUUAAGGACUCCAUUAUAGGAGGCUUUUGUUUCCUUUAUCCUGCAGAAGGUUACCACCUUGGCUCUGCUAUUUGGGAUAGGAUACAUGUGAUGCAACACAUAUUAACAGGACCAUGUGGGAAGACUCCUGGCAACUUUGGAGAAACAUACACCGUCAUCACACAUUAUUGAAAGAAUACCAGCUGCAAAGAACUAGAACCUCACCAAACCUAGCAAACUACUGUUAGGGCGAUUCACAGUGGACACGGCCAGUAUGCUUGCCACAUAUGUGCCUGUUUUCACUGCAGCAAUAAACACAGGUCCAAAGUUGUCCCAUGCUUUCUUUGACCCACAUUUUUGCCACAAACGCAUUCAUGUAUCUCCAUUUCAUUGUUUUUAUUUCUAUAUCAGCAUAUACAUGGCAAAAUGCUUGGUGUGCAAAUUGUGAAUAAAUCCUUAGAACUGGGUUGACUACAAUCAAGUGCUACUAUUGUCAAAAAUGCCUAUACAAGCACACAUUCUCAUGUCUCAAAGAAUAGUAUGGCAUGUCUUUUUGUUUGCCUUACACAAAUGCUUGUCUGAUUCCUUCCUUUGCUGCCCCUUGAGUUUCUGUGUAUUCAGAUGAUUGUGAAUACAGCUCCUGCUUUGCUUGGCACUUGGCCUUGUGAUUUUUUUUAACAUCAUUAAACUGAUUUGUCAAAGCUUCUUGGAUGCCCUGGGAAGUGUACUUUUGAGGAUAUUUGGGCAUGUGUUCAGAGAGCCAUGGCCUUCUUUAUUUUGAGAUUUCCAGGAAAGAAGCCAGGAUAGAGCAUGUCUGUAAAGUACAUUAGUAAGUUGCCCCCUGGAACUAUUUUUUAAGCAUGCAAUGAAUAUUCUGUUUGUACUGUGCUGGGUUUUUAAACAUCUAAC
Molecule: messenger RNA, 4143 nt
Organism: Rhineura floridana
Lineage: Eukaryota; Metazoa; Chordata; Lepidosauria; Squamata; Rhineuridae
Exons: 8
Coding region: 233-2560 (775 amino acids)
Source: RefSeq, a predicted model, not a curated record